Pelagomonas calceolata is the source of this 750-nucleotide messenger RNA. NCBI's taxonomy places the organism in Eukaryota, Pelagophyceae, Pelagomonadales, Pelagomonadaceae. The record is from the annotation of a GenBank genome assembly.
AUGCUCAGGAAGCUGUCGACGCGACCUGCUGCAAGGGCGGCAUUGCUGGCGUGCUGCAUUGCUGCGCUGCAGCCUAGCCUGCCCAAGAGGCAGCCUCUCGCGCGGCGCCACGGCUUCUUCGACGUCCUCAGCGAUGCCUUUGCGAACGACGAGACCGUCUCGAAGCUCGACUACGGCGACAACGCGCCGGCAGCAGCCCAGCCGCCGCGCGAGGCGAGCGUCGACGGGCUCUGGCGCGUCGAGAUGACGGUGGUUGGCGUGCCGACGAAGGACCCGUCGUCGGACCUCUUCGGGCCGAAGCAGCGCGUGACGCAAGAAAACCGGGGCAUCGGCGGCGAGGCCGUCGAGGCGACGCUGCGGCUAACGAACGGCGCCGUCGAGGUCGUCGAGAGCUCGGCGCCCCUGCUCGUCGCCGCGCCGGGCGCCUACCGGUACCAGGACGGCAAGUUACGGAUACGUCUGGAGGCGGCCGGCUUCACGCGGACCUUCACGACGAAAGGUACUUUGCAGAGCAUCUACGGCGGCGACGACACCGCGCGGACGUCGUCGGUCUACGCGAUCCCGCCGGGGCCCAUCGUCCUGGCGGGCCCCGUCGACGUGCUGCCGUCGACGGGCGCACCCUUCGUGCGCAAGGGGCAGCUCCUCUGCCAGACAACCGCGGGGCUGUUUGGGGCCGCGACCAAAUCCUCGCCGGCGGGGUCGUUUACGGCGAGCGCGGAGCGACCAAGUGGCGAAGAUUCGGCGGCUUAA